Messenger RNA from Hermetia illucens (black soldier fly), 5527 nucleotides. RefSeq lists its product as uncharacterized. The coding region runs from base 547 to 4875 and encodes 1442 amino acids. Lineage: Eukaryota; Metazoa; Arthropoda; Insecta; Diptera; Stratiomyidae. The transcript is spliced from 12 exons. Gene Ontology annotation, cellular component: nucleus. The record is from RefSeq and is a predicted model, not a curated record. Gene Ontology annotation, molecular function: histone methyltransferase activity; zinc ion binding; p53 binding.
AUCAACCCCCACCCGUACAAGAGCGAUUAAAAAAGUUAAAAGGAAAAAAAUGUCUGCUAAGAUUUCGUUGGUGCUGCUGCUUCUCUUCGCGUCCGCGUAUCCGAGUCGAAAUUAAAGUGAUUUUCAAUGUUUUCGCCGUGAUUGAGCAUUUGUUUCGUGUAAACAAAUUGCGUCGGCGAUCGAACCGUGUGUCCCGUGUCCCAGAUUAUGUGCAGUCGUCGCGUGUGAAGUGAAAUCGAGAUUGGAGUGCGCGAGCGUUCGAUAUUGCGAGGAAUCCGCCGCUACGGCCGAACGGCAGCAGUUACCGAAAAUAUAGUUGAUAAUUGGCGUGCGGAGUGUGGAGCGGAAGUCGUGGGCCACGCGAAACCAUUGUUAGCCGAGCGUGGGGCUGUCCAUCUGCAAGUCGUGUGGCACCAUCAAACCACGACGAGUGCGUGCUCGGAGACCUGAGCCCGAGUCGCCCCAGCCAGCCAGAGCGCCCAGUCUAAAAGUAGUCGCUCGGGCCGAAAAGUGCGGACCCAGCCUCGGUGGAGCCGCCGCGGAACAAUGACGGACAUAGAAAAUGUGCUGAGUAGCAUGUCUACAGCCUUCAACUCGAGCCCCACGCCAGGUGACGAGGCAUCUGUUAUCGACCUCAACAACGAUAAGACCCUCAAGUGGCGGCGGCAUUUCAAGAACCAAUACGCCAAGAAGAACCCGGGGAAGUCGCUGGGCGAAGACGACCCGGCGGCGGACGUGAGCCGAGCGAGCGCAAAGCCAGAGUCUCCCGUCGAUGAUGAGGAUAAAGGUCAAGCGGUCGGGGUGGCGGCCACUCCGAAGACCCCAGCGCCGAAGCAGUCGCCCGUGGAGGAGCGCACCAAGUCGACGCCGCCCUCCACGCCAGAGCCAGCGCCUGCCUCGACCGCAACCGCGGCCGUGACUUCGACGCCACUGCACUCGGUUCCCGCACGCUCUGAUAACGACCUUAUCAACGCAGCUAGAAGCGGUGAUGAGACGGCCGAGGCCGCGUCCACGAGCAGCGCUGCCGCUGCUAGAGCGCAGAAACCAAAGAAAUCACCACGAAACGUACAAGAAAAUCCCUCGCGAAGGUCGAAUCGCACAAGAACUGUUGUGAGUGUCUCGCCCGCCCCCUUGCGCCGUCGAGGACGUUCAAAAAGGGCCAAUGACCCAGGUCCGACCUUACCUGUUCCAAAGGAAGAUGAAAUCCAAUUGGAAUCACAGUUAGAGGGUCCGAUUGGAUUGGGUGAUGACCAAGAAAAGGUUCACAAGGUCGAAAUCGAGGAGGAAAUGGGUUCGAAUGUGAACCCCAAUAGUGACCAAGAAAAAGUGAUCGUGGCAGAAGUUCGGAAGGAAAUCCCCAAUGGGGAAAUCAACGUUGUGCCAAGGACUUCCAAGGUUGCAGAAAAGGAGGAAAUCCGGAAUAGGAAGCGGAGGAGCGUACGAUUGGAGACGAAAGGCGAAGUUCCCGACGUUCCAGCAGAUAAGUUGUCGGUCAUCGAUAUCAGUCAUCCCCCUGCAGAGAAAAUUCCCAAACAACAAGAGUUCGCGGCAAUUAUCCCAAAAACGGACGAAAAUGAGGACGUUAAACCUGAAAUAACAGGAAACCAAUCACAACUUAAUGAUAAGACUCCAAAAAAACGUGGUAGACGGGCAAAACCUGUCGUUAGUCCAGCCACAAGUAGUUCCGACGUGCCUACACAAAGUAAAAAAUGUCAACGUUCGACGAAAGAUAACGUUGAAAGUAAUUCACAAGAAAAACAUUUAUCGCGAGACAAAGCUACUGCAAACAAUAGUCACAAUGACUCUGCACCUACUGUCACAUCUCAGCGUCCUUUACGACGGAUCAAACCAACUGCGAAAAUCCUUGAGAACGAAGAGCUUCGGUAUGAGUUCGAAUCGAAAAACAUUGCCCGCAUUGUAGCCACAUCUGGAGAUAAUAAGACUGGUACCAUGCAUGCCUCAGAAUCAGCCCGUCGCAAUCGCGAAUCGAAGGACAUUACUCACAUUGAAAGCAAGAACAAUGUAACGCCAGUUAAGAAAAAAUCGUCACCGCUGGUGAAUCAUCUGAACGUAGACAAUAUUUACCCAUCGAAGAAGUGCCGACCAUGCCCUGAACCCCAAGAUUUCCUGAAUGAAAUCAAAGCAUCGGGAAUAAAUUUGCAUCGAUCGCCUGAGGAUAGAAAACUCAACAGAAAGCAACACAGAAAAUUAUUAAAACAAAAAGAAAAACAUUUUGAACGACUAGGACUUCGUCGUAACGUACGGGACGAUGUUACCGAAUCAGGCAAUUCGUCCAGCGAUAACGAAGAGUUUAUUCCAUCGAAGAAAGUUAGCGUUGGUAAACCGAACGUCACACUUCGCUUACGUAAUAACAAAGAAAACGCAACAACUUCAGUGAGUGGAAAGGAAGCCCCAAAAAGCAGUCAUCAUCCUGUCGCUCAGCAUAAGAAAGUUGGAGCACCGGUUGUCCCACCACAAGAAGCUGCGCCCAGUCAAUCAACAGUGAAUAAGGAUCAGAAGCUGAUUUGCUCCUGCCAAGCAAAACCAAAGUUCUACGCCCGGAAGAGCAGCGAAGUUGUAUUUUGCAAGGCAAUUGAUCAUGUUGAAGACCAUCGAGUUGGUUGCUUCAACAAAGUUGUUAACACGGAAAUAGUUCCGUUGUAUCGACCAAGUGCCCGCGUACCGUAUCUCUUGCUUUGCGAUCAACAUCUCAUAAGGUUUCUUUCCCAUAACAGUUGUGCUGGAUGCGGUGUGUUCUGCACGCAGGGGAGUUUCAUAUUAUGCAAACAUCGACAUUUCUUUCACCCGGGCUGUGCCCAGAAGCUCAUUCUCAAUACACCAUAUGACCCUGCGAAAAGAUCAACAUAUCCUAGCCCAAAGUUAGUUUUGAAGUGUCCUCAUUGCGGUUGCGAUACUUCCGAGAAGGAGUCACUAGUCACAAUGAAGUGUCAAAACACUCCAGUAUUUCUUCCUAGUCAAAAAGGGCCCAUAAAACCGGCAAAAAUGGGUUUAUCAUCCUCUAACGGAAGGUUGUCAGUAGUUAAGCAUCAGCCACAACAGUGCCUCGAUUUGGUCAAAUAUAUUCCAGAAUCCGUUAUGAAUGUCGUGGUUCGUGAGAAUGGUGCUUCGAUAAACGACUUCACGACCAAAGACAUGUUCUAUGCCGUAAACAACGAUGAUCUGGAACGUGUUGCGGAAAUUAUACGAUCAGGCUUUGACAUCACAAGUGAAAUGAAAGAGUUCCUCGAUGGGACCUGCCUGCAUCUCGUCGCACAUUUCGGAACAAUACAAAUGGCCUGUCUGCUCCUGGCACGUAAUUCGACGCCUGAGUUUUUGAAUCAAAGGGAUAAGGAGCAACGUACGGCGGCAAUGUGCUCCAUUAUUGGAGAUAAGUGUGACAUUUUGCAACUUUUCAUUCAAGUCGGUGCUGAUAUUUCACUGAAGGGGACAGAUGGAAUGACAUGUCUGCAUUUUGCCACAAGGAGUGGCAAUCUUCAAGCUGCGAAAAUCCUACUGGAGGCUUACAGUAGCAGUUCGAGCUUUAAGCAAUUCAAUGAUUACCUCAACGCUAAGGAUGAUGGAGGCUGGACUCCUCUUGUGUGGGCAGCCGAGUUGAAUCACACGUCAAUUGUUAGCCUUUUACUUAAUUAUGGUGCCGAUCCAAGUAUCUGUGAUAUGGAAAAUAAUACGGCCCUUCAUUGGGCGGUAAUAUCAGCAUGCGAUGAUGUGGUGAAGGUAAUUCUACAAACAAAUGUGCGGUGUAGUGUGCAAAAUAUUAAUGGAGAUACACCACUUCACAUAGCUUGUCGACAAUCGAAUACGUGUGCUGCUCUAAUGCUUAUCAGUCGUGGAGCAGAUUUAAUGAUAAAAAAUAAUGAAGGACAAAUACCGUACGAUUGUAUACGAGACGAAGAAGAUUCUUGCGCGCGCGCUGUAGGUUUCAACAUGCAAAUGAGAUCAAUUGGACCAAGCGGAUUACAAGUGAAAAUAAUCUGCAGUGAUAUCUCGAACGGAAGGGAACAUUAUCCAAUAGAAGUAGUGCGUCGUCCUAGGAUAGGUAAAAUCAGCAACGAAGUCGACGAUGAAACAAUUCUACCUGAUUUUAAGUACAUUACGAAGUCUAUACUGCUACAAAACUCUGUGCAAAUUGAUUAUCGCGUCUCGCAGAUGCGGAUUUGUUCGUGUAACGAUAGCUGUAAUUCCGACAAGUGUCAAUGUAGUACAAUAUCCGUUCAAAACUGGUAUACACCCGAAGGUCAAUUGAAUGGGGACUUCAAUUUCGAUGAUCCGCCAAUGAUAUUUGAAUGUAAUGAUGUUUGUGGUUGCAAUAAGUUAAUUUGUAAAAAUCGUGUAGUCCAGAAUGGCAUGAAAUUACCUCUACAAGUAUUUGAAUGUCAACAACGUGCUAAAGGUUGGGGCGUACGAACCUUGCGUCAAAUACCCCGUGGAACGUUUGUAGCUGAGUACACUGGGGAAAUAUUGACUGAUAUGGAAGCAGAUCGUCGCACUGAUGACAGUUACUUUUUUGAUCUUGAUUCAUCCGAUCAUUGUAUCGACGCAAACUACUACGGGAAUGUUAGUCGAUUUUUCAAUCAUUCGUGUUCACCGAAUAUUGUCCCUGUACGUGUUUACUAUGACCAUCAGGAUUAUCGUUUUCCGAAAAUCGCAUUUUUUGCAUGUAAAAACAUCGCCAUAGGAGAGGAAAUUGCUUUCGACUAUGGCGAGAAAUUCUGGGCCGUAAAACAAAAAUACUUCGCCUGCAAGUGUGAAUCGCCGGAAUGUCGAUUUUCAGCUAAUCCAGUGGAAAGAAAUCAAGUGAUGAACGGCGGGACCGAACAGUCAGCAUCGACGUCUGGGAAUCAAAUUACUAUUUAAAUAUGAAAAUCUAAAUUAAGAAAUAUUUACGCUUUUGUUUUAGUCAUUAAGCAUACGCGGAGAGGACAUUUCCUAGUAAUUAAUUGUAUAUAAGUAAAAUCUUAGUGUAAGGUUAAUAGAAAACAAAGAAACAUGCAUCACCUGAAUGAUGAAGGCAAGUUGCCCAUUUCAUCGUAAUUCAUAUCGUCAUCUUAACCCCGACCAUUAGAAUAAUAAUCUAUAAGUAUUCAUACUUCAUUUUGUAGACUGUGUACUAAGUAUUCUAUCUCUUAUUUAUUUUUAUCAGCAACAUCUCAACUAUCGAGUGUUUAUUUGAAACGUAUGCAUGUUUGUUUAUCCUAUUUCGAAUGAAAAUUAAUUAAGCAAAAAACUGGUUCACAAUCCGGAACAUGUUCAAAUUUAAUAUCAAUGCAACACUGCAGUUUUAUCAGGGCGAAUACUAUGGCCCGACUUAUUUUUUACAGUAUUUCAUAAGGUACUGAAGAACUGAACGUAGAAAAGAGGGAGUCAUAAAACCAAAACAAGAUCCUAGUUUAAAGUUGAUACAAACCGUAGAGUUAGAUCUGAAACUAUUAUAUUUUGGUAAGCGCUUGUCAUAAUAAUGAUCAAAUAUUAUACGUCACAUGGUUUUAUCUGUAAUCUUAACCACGAA